UCUCCCCAUCGCUUCACGCCGAACCAGAACCAUUCAUCUCUCCCCUCCUUCAGGCUUCAACAUCCGGGUCAUCCGCCAGGAUCUGUCUCCUGCGUCUGUGUCUGACAGAGUGAGAAUUGUUCCGUCCGCCGCCGCGCCGCGCCGCAGCUCUCCUCCCCCGACCGCGCGCCUCGCCGAGCGGACACUGCGCUUAGCCUUCGCCGGCGACGAUGGAGCCCCGAGCGCCGUGAAAACCGCAGCCGGGUCGCGCGCACAAAGCCGGGGGAUGAGACGGUGAGGAGAGGCUUCGUGUAUGGGCUAGCCCGCGGUGAUUAACUCGCCCGAACCAUGUCGAAGAGCCUCAAGAAGAAAAACCACUGGACCAACAAAGUCCACGAAGCGGUGAUCACCCGUGGGAAGGAGGGAGAGCUGGGCUUCGAGCUGAAGGGGGGCGCGGAAAACGGCCAGUUCCCCUACUUCGGCGAGGUGAAGCAGGGGAAGGGACUGAUCCAGAGCGGAAAGCUGGCCCAGGAUGAGCUGCUGCUUGAGGUCAACGACAUGCCAGUGGCCGGGCUCACCACCCGGGACGUGCUGGCCGUGAUCAAGCACUGCAAGGACCCGGUCCGCUUCAAAUGUGUCAAGCAAGGGGGGGUAGUUGACAAAGACUUGCGGCACUACCUCAACCUACGCUUCUCCAAGGGCUCAGUGGACCACGACCACCAGCAGAUCAUCAGAGACAACCUCUACCUCCGCACUGUUCCCUGUACCACCAGGCAGCCUAAGGAGGGGGAGGUGCCAGGGGUGGACUACAAUUUUGUGAGCGUGGAGCGUUUUAUGGAAUUGGAGCAAAGUGGAGCCCUGCUAGAGAGUGGAACCUAUGAAGAUAACUUCUACGGGACACCGAAACCUCCAGCGGAGCCGUCCCCCGCAGCCCCUCCUCUGAAUGUGAGUGAGGCUCUGCUUCCCGGAGCCCGGCCGAGCGCCCAGGGCAAGAGAAAGAGGAACCAGUCGGUCAGCAACAUGGAGCAGCGCGCCAGCCUGGAGCCACCCGAGGAGGAGGAAGAGGAGAGCCCAGUUGUCAAUGGCAACGGGGUGGCCAUCACACCAGAGUCCAGUGAACAUGAGGACAAGAGCACAGAUGCCUCUGGGGAGGUUGCAGCUGAAGGGUCCAGCCAGGCCCCGGCAUCAUCCGAGCCUCCCACUGAAGGGGAGGAGGUCCCAAAAUCUCCCACCAAAUCCCCCAACAAAGUCCCUGAUGUAGAUGAGGAAGAGCUGGGUCCUCUGCCUGACAACUGGGAGAUGGCCUACACAGAGAAGGGAGAAGUUUACUUUAUAGAUCACAACACCAAAACUACAUCGUGGCUCGAUCCGCGACUAGCGAAGAAAGCAAAGCCACCCGAGGAGUGCAGGGAGGAUGAGCUGCCCUAUGGCUGGGAGAAGAUAGACGACCCCAUCUACGGCAGCUACUAUGUCGAUCACAUCAAUCGAAGGACUCAGUUUGAAAAUCCCGUCCUUGAAGCCAAGCGACGUCUGGAGCAGCAGAGACAGAUGCAGAGCCAGGGCCUCUCUGCUCUGCCUUUACCCACAAUAUACCGAGAAAAGCCGUUGUUUACGAGGGACCCGACCCAGCUGAAGGGCACCUUCCUGUCCACGGCCCUGCAGAAGAGCAACAUGGGAUUCGGCUUCACGAUUAUUGGAGGCGACGAGCCCGACGAGUUCCUGCAAGUGAAGAGUGUUAUACCAGAUGGACCCGCCGCUCAGGACGGGAAAAUGGACACAGGGGAUGUCAUCGUCUACAUUAACGACAUCUGUGUGCUCGGGACUACUCACGCUGAUGUUGUGAAGCUCUUCCAGUCCGUGCCGAUUGGCCAGAGCGUCACGCUUGUGCUCUGUCGCGGAUACCCGCUGCCCUUCGACCCCGAGGACCCGAACGCCGCGGCGAGCACCUCCCUCACGCCCAUCGGGUUGGAGCACCGCCCGCUGGUGGUGAACGGACGCGGCAGCUACGAUCCCUACCUGGAGUAUCUGUCGCUGAGCUCCCAGCUGCCUCCUCAGGCGCUGGCGCAGGCCGGAGCCUCUCACCCCGGGGACACGCACCUGGACGGCUCGUCGCUGCCGCCCACCACGCCCGGGUCGGCCUCAGCGCACACACCCCGCGACGAUAACGUGUCCAUGGCGUCCUCUGGGGCAGCAGGCGUUGCCGGGGCGACGGGACAGGGAGCAGAGCUGCUGACAGUCACGAUGGUGAAAGGCGCAGAGGGUUUUGGGUUCACGAUCGCCGACAGUCCUACUGGUCAGCGAGUUAAGCAGGUGUUGGAGCCUGGUUCACAGGGAGCAUCGGGACUGAUCGAAGGAGACCUGAUCCUUGAGGUGAACCAGCAGCCGGUGGCUGCAGCAGGACAUGGACGAGUGGUGGAGAUGCUCAAAGAGUGUCCAGUAGGAGCAGAGGCAACACUUCUCAUACAGAGAGCAGGAACAGGUCACAUCUCCCCAUGGAAGGCCUCCAAACAGUGGGACCCUCAGGGCAGUCCUCAGACAAACCUGACCGGUUCCGUCCUGCCACCCGGCACGCCCUUCCCAAACCAACCACAACACCGUACAUCUGUACCCGACUCCACAGAAGGCUUUGACCUGAACAAACCCGACCCUUAUGACCUUUAUGAGAAGUCGAGGGCCAUCUAUGAGAGCAGACGUCCUGAGUACGAGGAGGUUGAGGUGCAUCUGCUGAGGGAGAAAACUGGCUUCGGCUUCCGCAUCCUGGGGGGAGACGAGGCCGUGCAGGCUGUGAGUCCGGACGCCCGUGACAAGAUUGUUAUUGGCGCUAUAAUAGAGAACACUCCCGCUGAGCGCGACGGCCGUCUUCGACCCGGGGACGAGCUAAUUUCAGUGGAUAAAAACGUGGUUGCUGGGAAACCGCACAAAUACGUCAUUGACUUGAUGCACGCAGCCGCCCGCAAUGGUCAAGUGAGCUUGACUGUGAGGAGGAGAGUGCAGAUGCCUGCUCUUUUUCUCUCCUACCCUUCAGGAGAGCCCUGUCCAGUAAACGGUCGCAGCCCCGGUUCGGUGUCGACGCAGCACAGCUCUCCGCGCAGCGAUGCAGCCUCCGCACCGGUCCCAGUCGCCGCAAACGCUCCCGCUGCCACCUCCCUCUCGGAGGGAUCCGCCCUGCAAACCAGCGACGUGGUUAUUCACCGCAAGGAGAAUGAGGGCUUUGGCUUUGUUAUCAUCAGCUCCCUGAACAGACCAGAGAACACCACAGUCAUCACUGUGCCCCACAAAAUCGGACGCAUCAUCGAGGGAAGCCCGGCGGACAGAUGUGGGAAGCUGAAGGUGGGGGACCGAAUCCUGGCUGUGAAUGGCCAGUCCAUCAUCAGCAUGCCGCACGCAGAUAUUGUCAAGCUCAUCAAAGACGCCGGACUAACAGUCACACUGCACAUCAUACCAGAAGAAAAAUUUUGUUUCAACCCUCUGUCCAUCACAGGUUCCCAGUCUGGACCCAACUCAGAGAAACAGAGCCCCAUGACCCAGAAACACAGCCCGCAGACCCAGCCCAGUCCUGUAGCCCAGCCAAUCCAAGGAGGCACCCAGUCAAGCCAAAUGGCCGCUCAGUCCGGCCAAACGACGGCUCAGCCGGGUCAAGCGCCGGUCCAGCCUGGCCAGACGGCAGCUCACACCAACCAAACGGUGGGUGGGCCUCCUGCAGCAGCAGCAGCCUCCCAGCCUGCACCAGCCGCGACCCAGCAGAGCCCGAUCACCCAGCCCUCUGGCCUUCCUCCGCAGCUCUACCUCCAUGACGGCAGGAAUUCUUACCCACCAUUAUCCUGGUCAGAGGUAAAAGCAAGGCAGGACGUCAAACCAGAUUUCCGCCACCCUCCGUUCACCGACUAUCGGCAGCCUCCCGUGGAUUAUCGUCACCCUCCGGUGACUGAUUACCGCCAGCCUCCAACGCUGGACUACCGACACCCGCCUGGCCUUCUGGACUUUAGGCAGCAUCCUGCUGCAGCGCAGUUCCCUUUGGGAAUCCCCGCUGACUUCAGGCCACAGGACUACGAUUAUUUCACAGUGGAGCUGGAGAAAAGUGCAAAGGGUUUCGGCUUUAGCAUUCGCGGGGGCAGAGAGUACAGCAUGGACCUGUUUGUGCUGCGGCUUGCAGAGGAUGGCCCUGCCAUACGAAACGGAAGGAUGAGGGUGGGGGAUCAGAUCAUAGAGAUUAACGGAGACAGCACCCGGGACAUGACUCACGCCCGUGCCAUUGAACUCAUAAAGGCAGGAGGCAGGCGGGUCAGGCUGCUGCUGAAGAGGGGCACAGGACAGGUCCCGGAAUAUGACUGUGUCAGCCCCUGGGAUUCCCUUUCUACAGCCCACUCUGCCCUGCAGGAAGUGACCCUGGACACCCAUCUGAAUCCAUUACUUCCCUCCCAUCCAGCUUCAUCCCCGGACUCCCCUCAUCGGCUCCAUCUAGAGGCCAAAGUGUGCAUGGCAGACAAGGCGCCGCUGACAGACCACGGCUCCAUUAGAAGGGCAAAAGGUGGCAGGUCCACUGAGCAGAAGUGUGUCAACAUGGGGCAGGGAACCCUUCAGGGGUCCGUGGAGGUGAACCGUGCACCUGGAGAAAAGCCGCCUCGGGGUUUGUCUCACAAAGCUGUUGUUGGAAGGUCUGUCGAGAGGAGAGAGAGGCAGAAGGAGAGCUGCUCGCCCUGCUGUGAGAGGAAGGGCCGGCAAACACACGCAGCGGGCACCGUUUCUCCCUGGGACCCGUAUGUGACAGUGAAUCUGAAUGGAGCAUCUUUGGGAGGAGGAGAUGGUCCUGUCAGCCUCCAGGAAAGGCUGAUGUCCAGGAACCUGUUCCCCAGAGAAGACGAGAAGGCCAGCGGCCACAGUGGGGUUUGCUGCCCUUCUAAAACCAUCGAAGGUCCUCCAGCGAGGAGCGCAGCUGCCUCCCCGGGGCCCUGGAACAUCCCCGGGCCCGACAAGCUGCCUGGCACCCUGAGGUCCUGGACCUCCACGGUGAGCAGGUAGAAUGGAUCCUCACACUGUUUGGCUCCGCAUUCAGUUCCCAUCACCAGGAAAGCAUCUUCCUUCAACCUCACUGUCCUGAUUUCCUCUCCGCCUGCGUAUGAAGUCUGUUUUUACAUGUAUUUUUAUUCAUACAAGAAGAUUAUUACACCCACUACCUUAAGGACUGGAGAAACUUUUAAGAAACCUGAUGGAGGACGCUCACACGUGAGCGCUGAUGUACCGAUCAAGUCUCAUUUAAAAGUGCAGAGCUUCACACCUUUACCUGCUCAGCUGCAGGUAUACAAGGGGGGGAAAUAAGUACUGAACCCAUUUUUCUCUGUAAGUAUAUUUCUAAAGGGCCCAAUGACAUGGGAAAACUUUGUUCUGUAUGCACUCUGUACAUACAAAAUGACAAUGAAGUUGUCUAAGUCUAAGACAUGAAAUCAGACCAGAGGUGGGUAACAACACAUAUAAUGAAAUCAACACACACAAAUCUCUAGAUUUUAUGUAACAAGGUGAAAUGCACAGGGAGUAAGUAAUGUCUUCAAAUGCCAAAGGCUUCUAAGCGGCUCUUCAGUUCUUUCCUCAGAUUAUCAGUUGGAUUCAAGUCUGAUAACUGACUGGACCAUUACAGGACCCUUAUUUGUUCCUAACAAAUCAGUGAAAACCUUUCCUUUGAUGUGGGUUUGGGAUCAUUGUCUUGCAGAAAAACAACCUUGGUUUCAACUUUUAUCAAAUAUGUCCUGAUCCAUUUUUCAUCGCCCUUCUGCCAGUACCACAUGAUGAAACCAGCCCCACGCCAUGGCGUUUCCACCUCCAAACUUCACUCUUUCCGUGGAAUUUUUGGGAAAAUGCGCAACUUGAAGAUGUGUAGCAAACAGUAAACAAACCCUGACAUGCUUCUUUUUUUUUUUUUUUCAGCAGUGGAGUCUUGUGCAGCGAACCUUCAUAGAGUGCAUUGUUUUCAUGGACAAACCUUUUCUGUUAAUUCCAGGCUGAUCUAAAGCUUUCUCUGGGUUUUCCUUUACACUUGGACUUUCUGAUUAUUCUUUUUAACCCCUCGCUGCGAAAACUUGAAAGGAGCGCCUGGUCGUCUGAUCGAUGAUGAAAUUAUCUUCUUGUCACUUCUGAAUUAGUGCUCCAAUGGUCCUGACUGGAACAUUGAGAAGUUCAGCUUGUAACUAAUGCUGUAAAGUGUGUUUUGCCAACAAUAAUCCUUUGGAAGAUCUGCAGAGAGCUCUUUGUGCCACAUACCUUGGUAAUAGAAAUCUUUCACUAGACGUUCAGUCAGGACUAAACCAGCUGAUAUUAGUUUGCGCUGGUGGGGAGCGUGGGUUUUCUAAAUACUGGCAGAUUUAAGCUGUUUUGGUGCAUUUUUGUGCCUAAUUUGGUUUGUAUAUUCCCUGUGACAUUUCAUCUUAUUAUACUAAACUAAUCUAUGAAUUAAUGGUACAUUAUUUUCAUUAGUGGUGUCUACUUUGGUCAUUAUUGACAUGUGAUAUUGUUUAUAUAUAU
Molecule: messenger RNA, 6492 nt
Organism: Fundulus heteroclitus (mummichog)
Lineage: Eukaryota; Metazoa; Chordata; Actinopteri; Cyprinodontiformes; Fundulidae
Product: membrane-associated guanylate kinase, WW and PDZ domain-containing protein 2
Exons: 23
Coding region: 328-4998 (1556 amino acids)
Biological process (GO): signal transduction; receptor clustering
Cellular component (GO): cytoplasm; dendrite
Molecular function (GO): type II activin receptor binding; SMAD binding; beta-1 adrenergic receptor binding
Source: RefSeq, a predicted model, not a curated record